AGUACGCCGCUUGCGCAUGACGUCACACGCCGGCCGAUCGACGUCAAUGAGAAGGGGAGCUAAGUGUCGGGUUACCGUAGCAGAUCAAUUAUGUCAAGACCUGCAAGUGUGUCCCCACGACCUGGCAGUGCCCAGUCAAACCAAGCUGCCUCCAAAGCAAAAGGAUUUAAAGAUAUCCGGAUUGAUGAAGAAGUGAAGAUUGCAGUAAAUAUUGCACUAGAAAGAUUCUGUUACAGCGAUCAAAAAGAAAUGGAAUUUCCAUCCUCCCUGACUAGUACAGAAAGAGCAUUUAUUCAUCGUCUUGCCCAGUCCCUAGGCCUGAUCUCUAAAAGUAAAGGAAAAGGCGCACAUAGGUUUCUUACAAUAAAGAAAAAAGAUGGUUCGGAGAUGGCUCUGGCCAUCAUGACCUGCACGCUGACUCAUAUCAUGAAACAUGCUAUUUGCAGUCUAAUUCAGAGGUUUCCUGUGACAAAUAAAGAACGCACAGAUCUUUUACCCAGAACUGAACGUGGGAAUUUGUUGACAGUUGAAGCAGAAAACAACCGGGAAAUGAAUAAAACUAGUGGUAGACUCAACAAUGGCAUUCCUCAAGUUCCACCAAAACGUGGAGAUUCUGAAUUAGAUGCCUUCAGACAGUCUUUGCCUGUUUUUGAAAAGCAAGAUGAAAUAGUGAAAGUUAUAAAAGAGAACAGAGUGGUUUUAAUAGUUGGAGAAACUGGGUCCGGAAAGACUACUCAGAUUCCACAGUUCCUUCUGGAUGAUUGCUACAGGAAUGGAAUCCCUUGCCGAAUAUUUUGUACUCAGCCGAGGCGACUUGCGGCUAUUGCUGUCGCAGAAAGAGUUGCUGCUGAGAGGGGUGAGAAGAUUGGGCAGACAAUUGGCUACCAAAUUAGACUGGAAAGCAGAGUAUCCCCAAAGACACUAUUGACAUUUUGUACUAAUGGAGUUCUUCUUCGAACACUAAUGGCUGGAGAUAGCACCUUGGCUGCUGUCACUCACGUAAUAGUAGAUGAAGUGCAUGAGCGAGAUCGGUUUAGUGAUUUCUUAUUAACUAAACUGAGGGAUUUGAUGCAAAAACAUCCAUCUUUAAGACUCAUUCUUUCUAGUGCAGCUCUGGAUAUUAAUCUCUUUGUCAGAUAUUUUAAUGGCUGUCCUGUAAUAUACAUUCAAGGAAGACCAUUUGAAGUAAAAGAGCUGUUUUUAGAGGACAUCUUGCGUACCACUGGCUACACAAAUAAAGAAAUGUUGAAAUAUAAAAAAGAAAAACAGCGAGAAGACAAGCAGCAAACAAACUUGAGCGAAUGGUAUAAAGCUAAGGAGACCAGCUGUACCAGCAGAUCAGAGCAUCAAAGACAAAGAUUUAUCCCAAGUCUAACAGCAGAAAAUGAUUUACUUGAUGAUGGUGGAGAUAGUGUAUUUAGUCAAUUGAGUGAAAAGGAUUUUAAUUCCCUUGAGCCUUGGCUUAUAAAGGAAAUGGAUGCCUGUCUCUCAGAUAUUUGGCUGCACAAAGAUGUUGAUGCUUUUGCUCAACUAUUCCAUCUUAUUUUAAGUGAGAAUAUCAGUGUUGACUACAGGCAUAGUGAAACCAGUGCUACUCCAUUAAUGAUAGCUGCAGGCCGGGGCUUUCUAAGUCAAGUAGAACAGCUACUCAGCAUGGGAGCAAAUGUAAAUGUUAAGGCUUCAAAUGGCUGGUUGGCUUUGGACUGGGCUAAACGAUUUGGUCAAACUGAGAUUAUAGAUCUUCUGGAAUCUUUCAAUUCUUUGGUAGAAUUGGGGAAUUUGGAUGAGAGUAUUCUGGUGCAAUCAGACAGCGGAGAGAUAAGUCGAGAAGAUAAAGAAGUUCUAGAUGUCUACCACCACAGCUUUGAUGACGAAAAGGUUGACCUGAAUCUAAUAAUGCACCUUCUCUACAACAUCUUUCAGAGUUCUGAUGAUGGUGCAGUUUUGAUCUUUUUACCAGGAUAUGAUGAAAUUGUAGGUCUCAGAGAUCGCAUUCUUUAUGAUGAUAAAAGAUUUGCAGAUAAUUCUCACAAAUUUCAGAUUUUCAUGCUUCAUUCCAACAUGCAGACAUCUGACCAAAAGAAAGUGUUAAAGAGUCUCCCUAAUGGAGUUCGUAAAAUAAUUCUUUCCACAAAUAUUGCUGAGACAAGUGUAACUGUCAAUGAUGUGGUAUUUGUCAUUGAUUCUGGGAAAGUAAAAGAGAAAUCAUUUGAUGCACUAAACUCUGUCACAAUGUUAAAAAUGGUGUGGAUUUCCAAGGCGAGUGCUAUCCAGAGGAAGGGAAGGGCAGGUCGCUGCCGACCAGGAAUUUGUUUUCACCUAUUUAGUAGACUUCGGUUUCAAAAUCUUCUGGAGUUUCAGAUUCCUGAGUUGCUACGAAUGCCACUGCAGGAACUUUGCUUACAUACCAAACUGCUAGCUCCAGUUAAUUGUCCUAUUGCUGACUUCCUUGCUAAAGCACCAGAACCCCCUCCAUCACUUAUAAUUAGAAAUGCAGUUCAGAUGCUCAAGACUAUAGAUGCCAUGGACAGCUGGGAAGAUUUAACAGAGCUUGGCUACCACUUAGCUGAUCUUCCCGUGGAACCUCAUCUGGGAAAGAUGGUUCUUUGUGCUGUAGUGCUAAAGUGUCUUGAUCCUAUUCUCACUAUUGCCUGUACUUUGGCCUAUCGCGAUCCAUUUGUCUUACCAAUGCAACCUUCACAGAAGCGUGCUUCUAUGUUAUGCAGAAAGCAUUUUGCUGCAGGAACGUUCAGUGAUCAUAUGGCUCUUUUAAGAGCUUUCCAGGCUUGGCAAAAGGCUCGCAGCGAUGGCUGGGAGAGAGCAUUCUGUGAAAAGAAUUUCCUUUCUCAGGCUACGAUGGAAAUCAUCAUUGGCAUGAGGACACAAUUAUUGGGACAGCUCAGAGCUUCAGGUUUUGUAAGGGCACGAGGAGGAGGUGACAUUCGAGAUGUAAACACAAACUCUGAGAAUUGGGCUGUGGUGAAAGCUGCAUUAGUUGCAGGAAUGUACCCAAAUCUCAUCCAUGUUGACCGAGAAAAUUUAACGUUGGCUGGGUCUAAAGAGAAAAAAGUCAGAUUUCACCCUACCUCAGUUCUUAGUCAACCACAAUAUAAGAAGAUUCCACCAGCAAAUGGACAAGCUGUGGCUGUUCAAGCACUGCCCACUGAUUGGCUUGUUUAUGAUGAAAUGACGAGAGCACACAGAAUUGCUAAUAUACGGUGCUGUUCCACUGUAACACCAAUCUCCGUGGUCUUAUUUGGUGGUCCAGCUAGACUGUCAAGCAGCGCAUUACAAGAGCCUUCUUCCCCUCGAGUAGAUGGUGUCACCAAUGACAGUAGUGACAGUGAAAUGGAGGACAAAUCCACUUCCAAGAUGGCAACUUUGAAACUGGAAGAAUGGCUGAAUUUUAGAAUAGAUCCAGAAGCAGCCAGUCUUAUCUUGCAGUUACGACAGAAAUGGCACAGUCUGUUCCUGAGGAGAAUGCGAGCUCCAUCAAAACCUUGGACUCAGGUAGACGAAGCGACUAUCAGGGCAAUCAUCGGAGUACUUAGCAGUGAGGAGCAAGCAGCGGGACUGCAUCAACCAUCAGGGAUCGGACAAAGACCAAGGCCAAUGUCUUCAGAAGAGCUUCCAGUCUCCUCAUCUUGGAGGUCAAACAGUAGGAAAAGCUCAGCAGAAACAGAGUUUUCAGAUGAUUCUUCUAGUGCGGAAUUUAGAGAAAGAAUUCAGUUGAAGUCGCAGCAGCAGCAGCAGCAGCAGCAGCAGCAACAACAGCAACAGCAACAGCAACGGUAUAAGGAAAGUGGCUUACUUCACCCAAAGAGGAGUCCUGAUGACCGGUCAGAUCAGUCAUCUGUUAAAUCAACAGACAGCAGUAACUACCCCAGCCCAUGUGCCAGUCCAUCUCCACCACCUUCAUGCAAGGGAUUUGCCAGAAUGAUCUCUGAGAUAGGGAGAGAAAGAAGCCAGGAGUGGGGUUCGGCUGGGCUAGGAGGGAUCUUCCGAGUUGAAUGGAUAAGAAAGGAAAGCCUUCCUUUCCAAAUUGCCCACCAUCUCCUCAACCCAUGGAAUGAUAAUAAGAAAGUCCAGAUUAGCAGAGAUGGACAGGAGCUAGAGCCACAGGUUGGAGAACAGUUGCUGCAGCUUUGGGAGCGCAUUCCAAUAGGAAUGAAGCUACCACAGACAGAAAGCAGACUUGGCAUCUUUGGGGAGUCCUAGAUAUUCUCCCAUUCUCCGCAGUUCAUGUUGCAGCAACUCUGGAAACUAUUUUUGGACAAGUUUGACAUUACACCUGAAGAUGUAUGGAAACACAAAUUUGAUUUGUUGUUCCAAUAGAACUUGGAGAAGUAGUGAAGUUCAGUAGAAUAAAAGUUAUUUUUUAAAAACUGACAAAUGAAUGGUGAGGAAGAAAGAGAGGGGAAGAAAGUGUUGUGUUUAAUAUUUGUCUGAUGUAUGUAUAAAAAGGCCCUUGCAUCUUGUUCCAUUGUGUUCUGUGGUUUUAUAAACUGUGAAGAAUUAAUUUCCAUAGCAUUGUAUUUAAAAGUAUGUGGAAGAAACUAUGUACUUUUUUUCCUAAGACUGUUUGAGCAAAAAUAAUAAAUUUCCUGUACCUAAGUGUAAUUGGCCCAAAUUGAUAUUAACAUUUCCUCUUAAAAGUAACUCAAAGGCUGAGAAUUUUCAUUAUUUUAGUUUAGUUUCUGGCUUCAUGUUUAAGUGGCAGUUCAAUAUAUUUGGAAAAUAAUACCUGUCAAAUCAUACCUAAUCUUAACAAUUUGAAAUUGGCAAAAGGUUUAAUUUGUAAUGUUGCAUUUUGGCAUAUUGCAAUGUGAUCACCAUCUUCCUAGUUACAAAUUAAUUUCAUUGCAACUGAAUAUUUAAUGUAUAACUUAUCAGAGAGAAUAUAUUUAGUAAAAAUAAUAUUGCUUAAUCUGAUAAAACAUGAUGCAGAGAUUGUAACUCUUAGUGAAAGAUUCUUCCUGUUAAUAAAAUAUUGGAAGAUACAUUACCAACAAUACAAUUUCAAAAUAAUAUGCCAAGAUUUAAAGCAUUGAUUUUACUGUUUCACCAUGAGCCAGAGCUCUAGUAAAAAUGGAUGGGAAGUUCUAUUAUUACGCACAUGUAUAUGCAGAUUGUUAGUUAAGAUGGUGGCCAAAUGGAAAACUGUUAAAUUGAGCUCUUCGUGCAUUGAAAUUACAAGUUGUGUGCAGAAAGUAGCUUGCUCUUCACUGUGUUGUUGUUGCAAAAGAUUAGCUAAAAUUAAAAUAACUCUAAAAAUUGUAGUGUUCAUCUAUUGUGUUGUCUGGUGUUUAUUGGUGACCAUUAUGUGAUUUAGUUUGAGUUGUUAGUCUCAUUAUAAACCAUGCUCACAAGUACAUUUGGUAGAUUGUGAAUGAUUUAGCAUUCUCAAGCAGGAAAUUUAACUACAAACUAGUAAUCUAUGAAUUAAAUUGCAUACAAUGCAGUCUGUUCUUUGAUGGGAAAUAAAUGAGAUCAUUUUUUCAUAAAACAUUAAUGGGAGCAUUCCUGUGAGAAGUGGAUGUAGGCCAAAUCUUUUAAAAUGUUCCUCUUAAUGUACUAAUUUUAUGAUCUCGUGACAUUCCAGUAUAAACACUAGAAGUGCCGUCAUUAAAGCAAAAUGUAACUUUUCAGAACUCAAGUUGACAUAGAACCAUAGAACUCACAGCACAUGACCUUGUCUCUUGAAUAUUUGACCCUUCUGAGAAAGAAUGAAACUUUUUGAUUGUUAUACUCUAUAGAUAAUCACAAUUUAGGAUGAAAAUCAAACAUGAGGAAAUCUGCAGAUGCUGGAAAUUCAAACAACACACACAAAAUGCUAGUGGAACACAGCAGGCUAGGCAGCAUCUAUAGGGAGAAGCGCUGUCGACGUUUCGGGCCGAGGGGUCAGGACGAAGGGUCUCGGCCUGAAACAUCAACAGCGCUUCUCCCUAUAGAUGCUGCCUAGCCUGUUGUGUUCCACCAGCAUUUUGUGUGUGUUGUUAGGAUGAAAAUGCUACAUUUGGCUCUUCACACUAGAAAUUUAAUUGAAGCAAUGCAGAAGGCAACGUGUUCAUGAACUGAUUUAUUGAAAUAUUUUACCAUUGCAUGUAGAAUGUAACUUGGCAUCAAGAAAUUUAAGAGAAAAUUUUUAAUUAGUUGUUGUAUAGAAAAGAAUUCUUCCACAUGGGGAAGAAAUGAAAAUCUUAACAGUGAGAACACUGCUUUCAAACACCUCAACAGGCCAGGUCUUCAGCUCAGCCAGAAACCCAAGAAGCAUUGAAGGGGGCCAUUAUAUAGAAUUUACACCAAGGAAAUGAAUGUCUUAAAUGCAGAAGGAAGCAGUUAAACUUAUUCAAAAAGUAAAGUGCCAUCUCUAUGUGUGUUUUAGAUAAUGUGGCUGAUGCUGAGAUAAGCAGUUUUAAUCUCGUGGACUAAAAGAUGUAAUCACACAAUUAAGUUAUCAGUGGUAUGGGAAAUAGAAAUGUUUAUUGUGGCACUUUGUAAGGUGUUAUUCUUGAUACAACAAUUGUGUUGAAUGAAAAUAUGCAAGGUUGUUAAAUUGUCUAGAAAAAUUUCUCCUCAUUAAUCUGACAGCUGUCAGCCUAGUUUGUGUGACAGUCACCUUUUUUACAAUCAUAAAAUGAUUUAUAAAAAACAAUGCUUAAAGUUUUCAUUAGUCAUCAAAUGUGCUGACUGAAAUGUUUUAGACAAUUUAUACUCAAAAAAGUUGUGUAGCGGGCAUUAUUGCUUCAGUUGAUUGUCAUCUUAUGAAGGGAGUUGUGAAAAGUGGAAAUCUUUUUCUCAUAAAACAUUAUGGCUUUUGCUGCAAUGUGCAGUUAUGUUUUUGUUUCUGAAGUUAUACUAUUUAAAAAAAUAAAUAUAAUUCAAAUAAACUAACUUGUUUCUAUGUUACUAUGUAGUGCCUGGUCUCAUGAAUGGAUGAAGAUUAUAUUGUAGUUACAAGCACAUCUUUCUUGUACAACACCCACAAAGUACAGGAAGUAAUGCUACUGGUGCUUCAGAAGUGAUAGGACCUAGGUGGUGGUAGGGAGUUCAGUAAUCUCAUGACCUGGAGCAAGGAACUAUUAUCCAUACUGUUAGUGAUUUUUGGGUUUGGGUCAUUUACAUUUAGCAAAUGGUUUUGUCUACCAGUCUUCUGUUCCUUGACAAUGUAUUGUGGAUUUAAUUUGUAACAAUGCAUUUCCUAAAAGCUGUGAAUCCCAGUCCACAGACGAUGUUGGCGUCUGCGGGACGGAUGUGAACCAGAAGGUGUGAAGUUUGCAUGUAGCCUCGAAAGCAUUGUCUAUACUUUGUAAAUAUGGAAUUGUCCUUUGUGUUCGGCAAAUAAAUACUGAGCCCCACGUUGGGCCAGCAGACCUUUCCACUGAAAGCAUGAUGCCUGUUGUACCUUGUUUUGUCGAAUAAAGAAGCUGCUUUGUA
Molecule: messenger RNA, 7437 nt
Organism: Hypanus sabinus (Atlantic stingray)
Lineage: Eukaryota; Metazoa; Chordata; Chondrichthyes; Myliobatiformes; Dasyatidae
Gene: ythdc2
Product: YTH domain containing 2
Exons: 30
Coding region: 91-4218 (1375 amino acids)
Cellular component (GO): intracellular anatomical structure
Molecular function (GO): ATP binding; RNA binding; protein binding
Source: RefSeq, a predicted model, not a curated record